GCGGAUGAAUUCUGCACAAAGGCACUGAGGCUCCAGCCUGACUGACGCCGGGGCUGCGCUGUUGCUUCUGCUCCUGGUAAUAUGCGCUCCACACCUCCAGAGCGCAAGCGGCAGAGGGUUACCCAAAACUGUUAUUAAAGUGUCCGCUGAUGAGAAGAUGUGUGAAAUAAUAUCCUGGCAUAUCACUGCUUAAGAAAAACGAAACAUUGAGUCUCAUUUUGCUGCUACAGACUAAACAUAGCGGUGAGCCUCCAAAUACCGCUGAGUCUUCUCUUGAGGUGGCAGUCAAGAGCAGGCCAUCGAGACAGCCUCCACACAGUCCCUGGAUCAAUCCCAUCCUCCCCCUGUCCCAUGCAUUCCACGACGUCCAUCACCUCCCUCUUCUCCUUCACCAGCCCUGCCGUGAAACGGCUGCUGGGAUGGAAGCAAGGGGACGAGGAGGAGAAAUGGGCAGAGAAAGCGGUGGACUCCCUGGUGAAGAAGCUCAAGAAGAAGAAAGGGGCGAUGGAGGAGCUGGAGAGGGCCCUGAGCUGCCCCGGCCAGCCCAGCAAGUGCGUGACCAUCCCCCGCUCACUGGACGGCAGGCUGCAGGUGUCCCACCGGAAAGGCCUGCCCCACGUCAUUUACUGCAGGGUGUGGAGGUGGCCUGAUCUGCAGUCCCACCACGAACUGAAGGCCCUGGAGUGCUGCGAGUUCCCGUUCGGCUCCAAGCAAAAGGACAUCUGUAUCAACCCUUACCACUACCGACGGGUAGAGACUCCAGUCUUGCCUCCAGUGCUUGUUCCACGACACAGCGAGUUCAACCCUCAGCACAGCCUGCUGGCCAAGUUUCGCAACGCCUCCCUGCACAACGAACCCCUCAUGCCGCAGAACGCCACUUACCCCGACUCCUUCCAGCAGCUACCCUGCAAUGCUUUCUCCUCAUCCCCAACCAGCUCCUUCUCCCAGUCACCCAGCACCAUCAGCUACCCCAACUCUCCAAGCAGCACCACAGAACCAGGCAGCCCCUACCAACUCACAGCAGAAACCCCACCUCCUCCUUACAGCAUGACGGAGACAGCAGCCAAUGAGGAUGUGAAGCCCAUGGACUCCUCAAAUCCAAACAAGUUAAUUCUGUCUGCUCCUCACAGAGAUCUACGCCCCGUGUGUUACGAAGAGCCCGAAUACUGGUGCUCUGUUGCGUACUACGAGUUAAACAACAGGGUGGGUGAGACGUUCCAUGCCUCAGCUAGAAGCGUGCUCAUUGAUGGCUUCACCGACCCAUCCAACAACAAGAACCGCUUCUGCCUCGGUCUCUUGUCUAAUGUCAACCGCAACUCAACUAUAGAACACACAAGAAGACACAUUGGGAAAGGUGUCCACCUGUAUUACGUUGGAGGGGAGGUGUACGCGGAGUGCCUGAGCGACAGCAGCAUCUUUGUACAGAGCCGCAACUGUAACUACCAGCACGGGUUCCACGCCACCACCGUCUGCAAGAUCCCCAGUGGCUGCAGCCUCAAGAUCUUCAACAACCAGCUCUUCGCCCAGCUGCUGGCUCAGUCCGUCAACCACGGGUUCGAAGUGGUGUACGAGCUGACCAAGAUGUGCACCAUCAGGAUGAGCUUUGUCAAGGGCUGGGGUGCAGAAUACCAUCGUCAGGAUGUCACCAGCACCCCCUGCUGGAUCGAGAUUCACUUGCAUGGCCCCCUGCAGUGGCUGGAUAAGGUCCUGACUCAGAUGGGGUCACCUCAUAACCCCAUCUCUUCUGUCUCCUAACACUCCCACUACCCUACAUGCAACAAGUGUAAAUUAUGUUAUCGGACAAGAAGCAGUGUUAUGCACACUGUUGGAGGGAUAUUAAGUACUGCUAUAUCAACUUUAUCUCUCAGCAGGUACACCAAAAACGUACACUUCAUAGUUAACGAGUCAUCGACAGCGAGUACCUCUGUCUGUAAAUAUAUUCUACACAAUUGUGCCCAAGGAAUCUGUAACUAACUCUAAAGACCUCUGAAAUCUACGUUUGGGUACCAAGUCUUUUAAGUAUUUGUGCUUUUCUUUAAUGUUUUUAUGUUGUUGUUUUUUUUAAAUGCUGAUUUUAGAAUAAACCCAGCCACAAUCUCAGUGUUUUAGAAAAGAAAAAAUUGUAUUUCUUGAGAAACGGCAAUGUGUUUGUAUUUAAAAAAUAUUUGACUGUGCAAUGCAGUGCAGUUUAGGUUUUAGUAGACUUCAUGUGGGGGAAAAAUAGAACUUGACCAUUGCAGCCCAUUGGAUUACCAGUCAUUUUAUCAUGGGCCUUUUGAUAUGCCAAAAAAAGUCCUUUUUAUAAAUAUAUAAAUUGAGUUCUACUAGAAAGGUUGGUGUUAUGGUUACCAUGGCUGCCUCACAGCUCUUGGGUCCUGUGUUUGAAUUCUAGCUUGUGGUAGCUCCUCUGUGGAGUUUGCAUGUUCUCUCUGUAACCAUUUGGGGUUUUGCCAGAUGCUAUUUCCUCCCACACUCCAAUGACUGUAUAUAUCUGUGAGUGGCCUGUGAUGCAUCCAGUCUGUGUCCUGCCUUGGAACUGAGCAGUACCUGAAAAUAGGUAGAAAGAGGUUAAUAGUAGAAAAUGUUUGUUCACCAUAUUGAAUCACAGCAUGUGGAGACUCUGCACUCAAGAAAAGACAUUUCUCUGGCCUUAUUAAGUAUUACAUUUAAGAAUAAAUUCCCUAGAUUUUAAAAUGUUUUUUGUAAUGGAAUCAGGCACACAGAGAGGCUGAAGGAUGGGUUCUACAUAAAGUGCUACUUUAAAUCCAGUAGGCCUUCAGUAAUUUAAUCUUCUUUUUUGUUGUUGUUUGGUCAAAUAGUUAACUCUGGUAUGGACAUUUGUCUUACAUCCUCUCUUAAUGUAAAAGAGUUAUAGAUUUUUAGCUGUAGUGAGCUCUCAGCUCUAUUUGUUUUCAGCAUGUUUUUGGGAUUCAGGUUGUGCUGUAUGUUGAAAAUCUGAAUCACAGAGCGCAAUAUUUGCUGUGCUUCUUCAUCAUCUGUUUGUCUUGCCUUCAGCUAUGCAGAUAUACUUAAAGUAAAUCUGUUAGACAACGUAAGUAUUAUUCUUUGUCCUAACUGUUGUGUAUGACUUGGAUAACAUUGAGAACUAUUUUGGAAAAUUGUUUUUCAAAAUCAAAUGUAUUAUCUAAACUAAUACAAUAAACAGCACUUAUGAAGAACCACAAAAAGGUCACUGUCAGCUAUAUAUUCUCAAUAUUAUUUAAAGGAAUUCUGUGGCCAACUAAUGGAUGCCUUCCAUCAAAGAAUUGUGGUGUGAUGGAUUACGGACAGAAUAAUAUUCUUUUUGUGAAUGUGUUGAUAAGGCGAUGAGCAUAACCAGUAAACCUCUUAAGAUUAAAGAUGGGAUGUAUAAAAGAAAAAUGUCAAGAUUAAUAAUCAUGCAACCUCUGGAGGGCAAAUAUGUUUCCAUAUCUUCGCUUUGUGAGGCCCCUAUAAAUAACUGGAAAUUAUUAAAAAUUCAUGUCUGUGAGGUUUCCAGCUUCUUGAAGUUGGCGGCUGAUCUGUUUAAUGUAAUAUUAGUGUUUUCAUUAAAAAAUGACCAAUAUCCAUGUCUGUGGAUGUAGUCUCAUCUUUCUGUAGUGAUGGAUAAGUUUGUUUCCCCGACCACUGCAGCUCCUGCUGGAUGACCCAAUUGGAAGGUAACUGAGGUUUAAUGAAUUGUUUUUUUUUUUCCCUGGGAAGGGAAUACCAGUACUGUCAGAGAUAAUCAUGUAAGGUGUUCUCCAAGGGCAGCAUAGUGAUGCAGUGGUCAGUAUUGCUGCCUCACAACGCUGGGGCCCUGGGUUCAAUUCUUGGGCUGCUGCCUGCAUGGAGUUUGUAAGUUCUCCCUGUGUUCGUGUGGGUUUCCUCCCACAGUCCAAAGACAUGCUGGUAGGUCAGUUGGCUUUGGGGAACAUUGCACCUAAAUGUGAAUGUGUGUUUGUGUAUUUACCCUGUGAUGGUCUGGCGUCACAUCCAGAGUGUAUCCUGCCUUCGGUCCAUUGCUUGCUUGGAUAAGAGUCCAGCUUCCCUGCAACACUGAAAGAAGCAGUUAGAAAAUGGAUGGAUGGAUUUUGUCCAAGGUGCAGUGAGUAGUUAUAAUAAAAGAUUUAACAUCACACCGUCAUGUGCCAGAUCUAGCACAAAACCUCUAUUUUGGAUUUUAUGUUUUAGAAACUGCCUUUUUUAAAAUUGUCCAUUUCCCUGGCUUCAGUGCCAUGAUGAGAAUAGGGGUUGGUGUUUGUACAGCUCAUCAUCUGUCCUGUUAAAGAAACCUGGACAGGCUAGAAAGUAACCAGACAUUACCUAGUGGUAGGCUUUAGAAAGAAACCUCACAUACUUGGGAGAGUGUGUUCCAAGACAGACAAGACCAGAGCAGCAGGUAGACUAAUUGAGCUGAAGAUUACUGCCUAACUUUGUUUCUGGAUUUACCUUUAAUGAACCAAAAUCAACCAGGUUUCUGAAAACUGAAGGGAGGUGUAUUUUCUGAUCAUUCUGAUCGCUAUUUAAGUUCCCUUUUUGUAAACCUUACAGGGGACGUUUGUGUCCUAUAUUUAGCAUCUGUUUUGAGGGCAGCCUCAAAGAAUGAUAUUUGUUUGAUUUCUGAAACAACCAUUUACCUAGAGUUUUAUGUUCAGUUUCUGAAUGCAUUAGAGUGAUAAUGAGUAACAUCUAGUUAAAGAAAUUAGACAGUACAGUGAUGGAGAUUUGAGAACUCGUUAUGCAAUUAGUUGUAAGAAGUCGUUUUUGUGUUUGUGUCUUGUGGGUGUAUAAUUCUCGAAUAAACAUUUGCAUUUAGUGCA
Molecule: messenger RNA, 4802 nt
Organism: Lepisosteus oculatus (spotted gar)
Lineage: Eukaryota; Metazoa; Chordata; Actinopteri; Semionotiformes; Lepisosteidae
Gene: smad9
Product: SMAD family member 9
Biological process (GO): transforming growth factor beta receptor signaling pathway; SMAD protein signal transduction; regulation of transcription by RNA polymerase II
Cellular component (GO): heteromeric SMAD protein complex
Molecular function (GO): RNA polymerase II cis-regulatory region sequence-specific DNA binding; I-SMAD binding; DNA-binding transcription factor activity, RNA polymerase II-specific
Source: RefSeq, a predicted model, not a curated record